Molecule: messenger RNA, 6390 nt
Organism: Cyanistes caeruleus (blue tit)
Lineage: Eukaryota; Metazoa; Chordata; Aves; Passeriformes; Paridae
Gene: INPP4A
Product: inositol polyphosphate-4-phosphatase type I A
Cellular component (GO): cytoplasm
Molecular function (GO): phosphatidylinositol-3,4-bisphosphate 4-phosphatase activity
Source: RefSeq, a predicted model, not a curated record
CACUGGUAUGACUCACACCGACAGUGUUCACGUUAGCUAGCGUUCAGAUGGAGCAGCUCUGGCAACAGAAGAAGCAGGUUAUAUUAUUGAUUACCUGCUGCAGCAGACACUUGCACCAAGAUUUUUUUUUACGAGCACAGAUGAAACAGAGGAGGCUCUACUGAGUGCUGCUAUUUUUAUUGGUAUUGCUUUCUUAAGACUUCAUUAAAAAAAAGAACAGGAUACACAUGCUGAAUUUCAUUUGUGACAGGUGGAGUAAGAGCCUGGGCACCUGACUCUGGCAUCAGUGCUGAAUGCCUGAAACUGGAUGGUGCUACAGCCUCAGCUUAGGAAGUAAUGCAACAACUUUUCCUAUGAAGAGGGAGUUCAGCAAUGGAAGAUUUUGAAGGAGAAAGGCCUAUAUGAGGAUGUGGAUUUAACUGAUAUUAUGACAUACAAAAUCCCUCCCCACAUGAGGAAAAGAGCCCUCUCAUGGUAAUGUUAGAGGAAUAGCAGCUGGAGACAACCUGCUGCACUCUGCUACUCUGUGAGACAAACAUCAGUAAAGCCAAGCAGCAAGAAAAGAAGGGCCCUUCAUGAGAAAAUGACAGCAAGAGAACACAGCCCCCGCCAUGGUGCCAAAUCCCGCACUGUGCAGAGGGCCUCCACCAUUGAUGUCACCUCUGACAUGGUUGGCCUUUCUCUGACAGGAAACAUUCAGGAUCCAGAUGAGCCGAUUUUAGAGUUCAGUUUAGCUUGCAGUGAGCUGCUAACUCCAUCGCUAGAUCGAAAACCAAAUAGUUUUGUAGCAGUGAGUGUAACUACACCUCCCCAGGCAUUCUGGACGAAGCAUGCACAGACAGAAAUUAUUGAGGGAACAAGUAAUCCUAUCUUUCUAAGCAGCAUUGCCUUUUUCCAAGACUCUCUUAUCAAUCAAAUGACACAAAUCAAACUCUCCGUGUAUGACGUCAAAGAUAGAUCUCAGGGAACAAUGUAUUUGUUGGGUUCUGGGACGUUCACUGUAAAGGAUCUUCUUCAGGAGAAGUACCACAGGUUGCACAUAACACUAAGGUCGGCUGAAAGUGACCGUGUUGGUAACAUCACAGUUAUUGGAUGGCAGAUGGAGGAAAAAUCUGACCAAAGGCCUCCAGUGACAAGGUCACCUGAUACAAUUAAUGGAAGGACUGUGUUGCCAGUUGAUGAAAGUUUAACAGAAUCCUUAGGAAUCAGAUCCAAAUAUGCUUCAUUGCGGAAGGAUGCACUACUGAAAUCUGUGUUUGGUGGUGCCAUUUGCCGAAUGUAUCGUUUCCCAACCACUGAUGGAAACCACUUGAGAAUCUUGGAGCAGAUGGCAGAGAGCAUCCUGUCGCUGCACAUCCCUAGACAAUUUGUGAAGCUGCUUCUAGAAGAAGAUGCAGCAAGGGUUUGUGAACUAGAAGAAUUGGGAGAACUGUCUCCUUGUUGGGAAAGCCUUCGUCGACAAAUAGUUACACAGUACCAAACAAUUAUUUUAACUUACCAGGAAAAUCUAACUGACCUGCACCAGUAUAAAGGUCCUUCAUUUAAAGCCAGUAGCUUGAAAGCUGAUAAAAAAUUGGAAUUUGUUCCUACGAAUUUACAUAUACAGAGAAUGAGAGUCCAGGAUGAUGGAGGAUCAGAUCAGAACUACGACAUAGUCACCAUAGGAGCACCAGCAGCUCAUUGUCAAGGCUUUAAAUCAGGUGGCUUGCGGAAAAAGCUGCAUAAAUUUGAAGAGGCAAAGAAACACAGUUAUGAGGAGUGUUGCACUUCAACAAGUUCCCAGUCUAUAAUAUACAUCCCACAGGAUAUUGUUAGAGCAAAGGAAAUUAUUGCACAAAUCAACACCCUGAAAACGCAAGUCAGUUACUAUGCAGAAAGGCUCUCAAGAGCUGCCAAGGAUAGAUCAGCUAAUGGCCUUGAAAGAACACUCGCCAUCCUAGCAGAUAAGACCCGGCAACUUGUCACAGUCUGUGACUGCAAGCUGUUGGCAAAUUCAAUACAUGGACUGAAUGCUGCAAGGCCAGACUAUAUAGCUUCAAAAGCAUCUCCAACCUCUGGAGAAGGGGAACAAGUGAUGCUAAGGAAUGAUCAAGAUACACUUGUGGCCAGAUGGACAGGAAGAAAUAGCCGAUCUUCUCUGCAGGUGGACUGGCAUGAAGAAGAAUGGGAGAAAGUUUGGUUGAAUGUUGACAAAAGUCUGGAGUGCAUCAUACAGAGAGUGGACAAACUUCUCCAGAAGGAACGCCUGCAAAGUGAUAGCUGUGAAGACGUUUUCCAGUGUGACGUCAGCAGUAGUAGUAAGAAAGGUAAUCGGGACAGUCGUGCCUACUGGAUAAAUCCAGAAGAUUUAAAUGAGAUCUCAUCAUCCUCACCAUCUUCAUCAUCCUCACCACCAUCUUCAUCCACACCAUCCUGUGCAUGCCAUUCUCUCAAGACAAAUUGCAGUCCUACUCCGGAAGAAUCUGCCCCAGGUGAAUGGAGUGAAGCUCUUUAUCCCUUGCUGACCACACUCACUGACUGUGUAGCCAUGAUGAGCGACAAGGCAAAGAAAGCCAUGGUCUUUUUAUUAAUGCAGGACAGUGCCCCAACAAUAGGGCUCUGCCUGAGCCUUCAGUAUCGCAGGGAUGUUGUCUUCUGCCAGACUCUGACGGCUCUCAUUUGUGGUUUCAUUAUCAAACUGAGGAACUGCCUGCAUGAUGAUGGAUUUCUAAGACAGCUGUACACCAUUGGCUUGCUGGCACAGUUUGAGAGCCUGCUGAGCACUUAUGGUGAGGAGCUGGCAAUGCUGGAGGACAUGAGUUUGGGAAUCAUGGACUUGAGGAAUGUAACCUUUAAAGUAACUCAGGCUACAUCAAAUACAUCUACUGACAUGCUGCCAGUCAUCACUGGAAAUCGUGAUGGAUUUAAUGUGAGGAUCCCUCUGCCAAGCGCCUUGUUUGAUUUGUUGCCACGCGAGAUUCAAAGUGGAAUGUUACUGAGGGUUCAGCCUGUUCUUUUCAACGUGGGAAUCAAUGAGCAGCAAACCCUAGCAGAGAAGUUUGGAGACACCUCACUGCAAGAAAUAAUUAACAUGGAAAGCUUAGUGCGGUUGAAUUCAUAUUUUGAGCAGUUCAAGGAAGUUUUGCCUGAUGAUUGUCUACCUCGAUCUCGUAGUCAGACGUGCCUGCCUGAACUGUUAAGAUUUCUGGGACAAAAUGUACAUGCGAGGAAAAACAAGAACGUUGAUAUCCUUUGGCAAGCUGCUGAGAUAUGCCGCAGACUUAACGGUGUUCGAUUUACGAGCUGUAAAAGUGCCAAGGAUAGGACUGCCAUGUCCAUCACCCUGGAGCAGUGUUUGAUCCUACAGCAUGAACAUGGAAUGGCUCCACAGGUCUUCACUCAGGCUCUGGAGUGUAUGAGGAGCAUUGGAACACGGGAGAUAGUCACCCAGAAGAACUUGAGUGGCUUGGUGCCCAUCCGAGAUUUCAGACUAGAUCCCAGCCUCCUCUACUCUAUUCCUUUAUUAGCUCUCAGCCCCAAUUUACUGAUUGUGUGGCUGUUUCUGAGCAUAGCAUACCUGGUGGCCAGAUUACGUUGCAAGUGAAGAUAGAGUUCAAAAACAAAAAAGAAAAAAGAAAAAAAAACCAACAAAACCCACAAAAAAACCAAAAAAGUGCUUGAAUGUGUAUUGCCACUUGGUACCUGCUGGACAAAGGAAUGUGUCAUAGCAUUGUCUGCCAAGAAUUAUUAUUAUGCCUUACAAUUUUACGUUUCUAUUGUACUAAACUGUAAAUAUACAUCAAAUUAUUUUAUCAAAAAGAAUUGUAUUGAAACUUUAAAUUAUUGUUCUGCUUUCAGUGCUUGUAACAUAGUUUGACAUUGGCCUGUUACCUCGUUACUUUAGCCGGCCUGAAGAUCUCUUACCAAAUACAGUUUUGUGUUACUUGUUUCAUGUAUUCCAGAGAAAGGAACUCUGUCUGAAAAGAAUUUAUAUCUUUUUUGUAUAUUUAAGGUGUAUGCUAAUCUUGCCUUUCAUUUUUAUGAGGUAUGAAGAGAAAAAUUUAAACAUGGGUGGGGUUUAUAAGAAAUUGUAAGAAAUUUAUUUAAAGAAGCAACAAAUUUAUACCUUAAUUUCAAAGCAUAAUAUCCAAAUUACAUUACUGAACAGUUUGUAGAACCAUAGUCUUGUUCCUUUCUCAUGGUUAAGUAUAUUCUAGUAGGCUAGAAAAUACUCAGAAAACAACUUGCAGUGUGCUGCAUGCAGAAUUAUUUCAUUCUAUUUGUAGAUCUGCAGUUUGCAAUGUAUUAAAGACAUGAAGAGAAUGACUUGUGGUUAGGAAGGGAAUGUGACUGGCAUUAGCCUGCUAAUGAGCCAUUAUCUAUUUUAGGUGCUCUGUUAUAGAAUUUAUUGUGAAAUAGGGCCAUUGUAGAAGUUAAAGAUAAUGGUCUUAAAUUUUCAGGCAAGAAGAGGGAGGUAUCAGUUAACUCCUUUAGUAGGUGGGUUUCAGGUUUUCCACUGGGCUUUAUUUUAAUUUCAUUAGACUAAAUAUUACUGUUACUUCCAUUUUUAAGCGUUGCACAGCUUUAAUAAAUUAUGAUGCUGAUAGUGACUUAGUGAUAAGCGAGUGAUGGUAAGUUAACAUUUAUUUAAGUGGUGAGACUAAAGUGGCUUCCUAGUUUAGUCAUGCAGAGUAAGUGCAGAUUAAAUUUGAUCAUCAUUUAUAUAUAACAUCAAACUAGGGGAGGCCUAUUUAAAUGGAAAGAUUUUGUUGAUGCUGUGGUCUGGCAGAGCUUUUCAAUAGCAAUAGCUGAUAAAAAAAAAAAUAAAUUCAUAAAGGGUUUUACUUCGCUUGGUGCCUGAGAUGACAUUGGGCUUCUGAGGAGAACUAGUACUGUGAUUUGUAUUUUCUACUAUUAUUAACUUGCUCAAAAAAUAUAGGUAGCUUUAGCUUUUAUUAUAAAUUUUAAUGGAAUUGAGAGCUGCUGAGAGAAGUAUGCUGAAAUAUAAAACCAAAAAAGCACAGUUAGAAAAAAAAAUCAGAAUUAAAUCCUAAAUUUGGAUUUAAUUAUUCUAACUAAAAAAAAAAAUAAGUGUGUGUGGUUAUAUUUGUGUCUUCAUGAAAUCAGACUGUACAGUACACUAUCUCUUAAUAUUUUUCCUCACUAUUCUUCCAAUUUUGUUUUAAAAAGGCAAACAAAAAAAAACAACAAAAAACCAACAAAACAAACCACCACGAAGACAUAUAUGUUUAUAUAUCUAUAUCUAUCUAUAUAUAUAAAGCACGUAUCCUAUUUUUACUUUCAAUGUUUCAGUACAUCCUUACUGCUGUUGAGGUUUAUCCUGAUAUGGUGGUUUGGGACACAUCCAUGUGCUGUGCUGGUAUCUGAUGCUUCUGUGUCUCCAUAGAAAUCAUCUGUUCUUUAUGGUUAGCACUGGUUUGUUUGCUGUGGAUGCCCCACUCAACAUUUUUACAGAGUCAGGUUGGACAUAGCCUUGAUCUUGCAAUGUGUGGAGUGUCCUGGGUUCAGUCUACCCAGAUGUGAAAGUAACUUUAGAUUGACAGGGUAUCCUGAGUUGGAAGGGAUCCACAAGCAUCAAGGAUCAGAUCCUGGCUUGGCACAGGACAGCCACAGGUAUCCCCCCAUGUGCCUGAGAGCUCUGUCCAAAUACUUCUUGCUCUCUGGCAGACUUGGGGCCAUAAACACUUCCCUGGGCAGCCUGUUCCAGUGUCCAGCCACACUCUGGUGGCAGGCAUAUUCACUGAACUCCCUGAGAAUAUCAAUACUUCAUAUUAAAGUAUGAAGGUGCUGCUCAUGAUUACUACUAGGGUUGCAGAAAGACCACCUUAAAACAGUUUAGAAUGAAAGCCCAGGCUUUUUGAAAACAAUGUAGAUUUUUUUCUUUUCUUCUUAAACUUUGAUGGGGACAAGUUUUUUGGUUUUUUUUUCCCUUUUGGAGCCUGGCCUGUGCUUUUAUCAAGGCAUUCAGAUUUAAGAUGCAGUAGUGCAUCCUGCUUAUGUGCUUCCAAGAGAAGGAAGACGACGUGAAAUCUGGGAAAUGAAUCCUUGUCACUUAUCUGCACCAUGAGGGACACGUGCAAUAACCAGAUGCAGUGAAAUGUGUUAUGAAGAGAAUGAUUCACUUUGCAGUUAAAAUGCUCACCUAGCAUCACAUAUUUGCUAGUUAAACUUACUGCUUUUAUUAGUAGUCUGAAGUAUGAUUUGUGCAAACUUUUGAUGUAUCUAUUUGGCUGCAAGAGCCAUCGGGGGAGUUUUGUGAAACACAAACCAGUGCCAGUGAAACAAGUGUCACCACAGAUGAUCCAUUCUAUAAACGGCAAGCACAGAAUGUGCUCCAGAGACAAAUUUCAAACUUAGUUAAACUGUUCCUUAAAAAAAAAAAAAAAAAAA